AUGAAGUGCACCACGCUUCUUCUGGUGUUAUCCUCUAUCGCCUUCGCGGCGCCUUAUAAAGCCCCAGAUAAUAAGGAUAUAUACGACCAUGGACCUAAAUAUGACACGAAGCCACACAACCCUCACUAUGAUCCGAAGCUAGAACAGAAGCCUCAUCAGAAGCCAUAUGACCACAACCCUCCAUAUGAUCCGAAGCACGAACACAAACCUGAGAAGAAGCCCGAUCAGACGCCCGAUCAGACGCCCGACCACAAGCUUGAGCAUAAAGUGCCAGACUACAAGCCAGACUACCAGCCUGACCACAAACCCGACCACAAACCCGACCACAAACCCGACCACAAACCCGACCACAAACCCGACCACAAACCCGACCACAAACCCGACCACAAACCCGAGCAUAAGCCAGACUACAAGCCUGAGCACAAACCCGAGCAUAAGCCAGAGUACAAGCCCGAGCAUAAGCCAGACUACAAGCCUGAGCACAAACCCGAGCAUAAGCCAGAGUACAAGCCCGAGCAUAAGCCUGACCACAAGCCCGAGCAUAAGCCAGACUACAAGCCCGAGCAUAAGCCUGACUACAAGCCCGAGCAUAAGCCAGACUACAAGCCCGAGCAUAAGCCUGACUACAAGCCCGAGCAUAAGCCAGAGUACAAGCCCGAGCAUAAGCCUGACCACAAGCCCGAGCAUAAGCCAGAGUACAAGCCCGAGCAUAAGCCUGACCACAAGCCCGAGCAUAAACCAGGCUACAAGCCAGACUACAAGCCUGAGCACAAACCUGAGAAGAAGCCUGAACAUUAUCCAGAAUACAAACCUGAGAAGAAGCCUGAGCAUUAUCCGGAAUACAAGCCUGAGAAGAAGCCUGAGAAGCAACCCAAGCAAAUUUCCCCUGUAAAUACUUACAGACUCUUCAUCAAUAGCCGAAAUCUCGUGAAAAAUCCCCCUGGGCCAUUCUUCGUGGUCAAAGACAAUAAACCGCAAGAACAAUCCAGCGCAGUCGUAACCUUUAACCUCGACCAAUCGUACAAAGGCCGCACUUGCAAGUUCCUUUUCGAAAUCUGUGCAAACUGUAUCACUGGAUCCCGCCAGUUGGAUAUUUUUACUGUCCUCAAUCCUCCUGGUCUGCGUCCUCACCCAGGUCCGAGCAGAGAUCAACACAAGGGUCGUUUAGAAGUGCUACUCAAUGGGAAAACGAACUGGAUCCAGAAAUACAACGGAUUUCCCAAAUUCCCAUGUCCUACGGGACUCUUUGGCUUUGAAGUUGUUGGCGCCGGCGAGCUUGUCAAAGCCGGCUGGACAAUCGGGAAGACAGGACCAAAAAUCGAAGUGUUGUAG
This is a messenger RNA of Ophidiomyces ophidiicola, 1332 nucleotides long. RefSeq lists its product as uncharacterized. The transcript has a single exon. NCBI's taxonomy places the organism in Eukaryota, Fungi, Ascomycota, Eurotiomycetes, Onygenales, Onygenaceae. The record is from RefSeq and is a predicted model, not a curated record. The coding region runs from base 1 to 1332 and encodes 443 amino acids.